UUUAGCUGUUCACUUACCCCGUGAAGCCAAACUUGGAGGGCCUGUCCAACAUAGGUGGAUGUACCCUUUUGAAAGGUACCUCGGAAGUCUCAAAGGAACCGUGAAAAAUAAAGCCUAUCCAGAAGGUUCAAUUGCAGAAACAUAUAUUGUCAAUGAAAGUUUAACUUUCUGCUCCUUAUAUCUUGAUGGGAUUGAAACAAAAUUCAAUCGACCGGAUAGGUAUUAUGAUGGAGAAAAUCCUGCUCAUGACAGGUUAUCCAUAUUUUCCCAUAAAAUUCGUCCAAUUGGAUCGCCUCUAGGUGCCACUUUGACAAGGGAUCAAUAUAAUUUGGUUCAUUGGUAUGUUCUUGACAAUUGUGAUGAAUUGCGACCAUUUUUGCUUGAGCAUGAGGAAGAGCUAAAAAGAAGAAAUCCGUCAAACCUCUUUGAGAGACAGAAAGUUGAAUUUCCAUUAUGGUUUAGAAAAAAAAUGAAGAACUUGCAUGAUCAAGGAGACUGUCAAGUGAACAAAGAUCUAUAUUCACUUGCAAUGGGGCCAGAUAUUCGUACCACCAUGUAUCCAGGUUGUAUAGUCAAUGGAGUUAAGUUCCUAACUAAGGAGCGUGAUAGUCGUCGAAAGACGCAAAAUAGUGGUAUACGUACUGAGGGAGAGCACAAUAAUAAGUCAUGCAGCUAAGAUAUAGGGGAAAUUGCCAAGUUCUUUUAUUUGGGUGUGAAUGGUUUGAUUCUAGGACAGCUCGCUGUGAUAAGUAUUUCACAAGUGUUAACUUUGGGAAAAAAUGGUAUGCAAAUGAACCUUAUGUUCUUGCUACUCAGGCCACCCAAGUUUUCUAUGUUAAGGACACAAAAUUGGGUGGAGAUUGGCAUGUAGCUCUUGUUGCAGAUCACAAACAUAUAUGGGAUCCAUCACUUUUCCAACCUACUGAAGAAAAUGAUCCUGAAGAUGCAUUUGGUAAUCAUGAAGCAUACCAACAGAAUGAGUGUUCAGAAAUCAUGUUUGAAGUUCAAGACUAUGAAGCAUUUUCAUUGGACAGAGCUGAUGUUGACCCAGAAACCAUUGAUUUAGAGGAUACUGCACCGGGUGACAAAGCUGAGAAUGAGUUGGAUGAUUUCAUUAAUGAUGAUAUGAUUGAUGAAGAGUCAGGAAGCACAAGAGAAAGUGAAGAAGAACCUUAUUUGAGCUUUAGUUCUGACAGUGACAUAGAGUGACUUAUGACAUUUUUUUUGUAAAAAUGAAGUGUAU
This is a messenger RNA of Coffea arabica (coffee), 1243 nucleotides long. The record is from RefSeq and is a predicted model, not a curated record. NCBI's taxonomy places the organism in Eukaryota, Viridiplantae, Streptophyta, Magnoliopsida, Gentianales, Rubiaceae.